Eruca vesicaria subsp. sativa (arugula) is the source of this 570-nucleotide messenger RNA. The record is from the annotation of a GenBank genome assembly. Lineage: Eukaryota; Viridiplantae; Streptophyta; Magnoliopsida; Brassicales; Brassicaceae.
AUGGCAAACUUGAAGUUGGCUUCUCUCCCUUCUUCAAUGCUUCAUAAAAUUAUAUUCAUCGUAGCAAGAAGCAGUGUCUGGGAAGUUAGUUGUGCACAAGUUGCUUUCCCAGGGUUCAGUGUAGGUGGGAGAGAAGAUUACUUUUACAAAUCUGCAAAUCUCAUUUUCAUGAAAGACUGGAUAGAUGUGGUUAAUGCUGUAAUCCAGAGGUCAUCUACUGGCGAGAUAUGUAUGAGUUCUUCAUCCUCCAUUUACUUGAUAAAAGAAAAGAAAAAAAUUCAUCUUGCUAGUAAGAGAGGAUUCUUGUUGGUCAGAUAUGUGGAUGAUAUGAUGAACUUAGCAUUUUGCGCUGAUGAUAGAGGACUGGUUCACAAAUAUCCUGCUUUUACUCUUGAAUAUGUUGAUUGGUUGUAUCACAUGAUCACUAGUUGGGUACUCUCAGGUCAUUGGGGUUACGAUAAACCAAAGAUGUUUAUGUCUCUGUUGCAAAGAAUAGAUCCCAACGUAUCAAAUGAUUGCUCGUGCUCCAGAAUAAUAGAACCAGUGUUUGUAAUCUCUUUAGAUGGAUGA